GCCGCCGUCCGGGCGCGCGCAGCGAGCGGGAGCGACUAUGCCAAGAUGGUCCUGCAGGCGCGGAACAAGCACCGGGAGGCGGCUCCCAAGGCUCCCCAGCCGCCCCGCGCCUCGCAGUCGCCGCUGAGGGGAGCGCCGGACAUCGGCGCCGGGGAGCCGGGGCCCGAGCGCGCGCCGCCGUCCCCAGGGCGCAAGGGCGCCGCGGGCAGGAAGGGGCCCCGCGCCGAGCCCGCCGCGCCGCUCGCCUGGGGCGGCCUUGGGGGGCGCCUGGCGGCCGGGCUGCGCGGGGCGCUGGGCCUGCGGCGCGCGGGGCGCGGCCGGACCUGGACCACGCUCCUGUUAGUAGCGAGCUCGAAAACCUGGCUAGUGUGCAGACACCUCUUUGAAAAUGAUCGUCAUUUUUCUCACCUCUCAACAUUGGAAAGGGAGAUGGCUUUUCGCACUGAAAUGGGACUAUACUAUUCCUACUUCAAGACUAUUGUGGAAGCACCCUCCUUUUUUAAUGGAGUCUGGAUGAUUAUGAAUGAUAAACUGACUGAAUAUCCCCUUGUUAUUAAUACAUUAAAAAGGUUCAAUCUUUACCCUGAGGUAAUCUUGGCCAGCUGGUACCGGAUUUAUACCAAAAUAAUGGACUUGAUAGGUAUUCAAACCAAGAUAUGUUGGACAGUUACCAGAGGAGAAGGACUCAGUCCUAUUGAAAGCUGUGAAGGAUUGGGAGAUCCUGCUUGCUUUUAUGUUGCUGUAAUUUUUAUUUUAAAUGGACUAAUGAUGGCAUUAUUCUUCAUAUAUGGCACAUAUUUAAGUGGCAGCCGAUUAGGAGGCCUGGUUACAGUGCUGUGCUUCUUUUUCAAUCAUGGAGAGAUUGCAUCAUUAUUUGCAGUAUAUGUUGUGGGGUACAUUGAUAUAUGUAAAUUACAGAAGAUCAUUUAUAUACACAUGAUUUCUCUGGUACUUUGUUUUGUUUUGAUGUUUGGGAACUCAAUGUUAAUAACUUCUUAUUAUGCUUCCUCUUUGGUAAUUAUUUGGGGUAUUCUGGCAAUGAAACCACAUUUCCUGAAAAUAAAUGUAUCUGAACUUAGUUUAUGGGUUAUACAAGGAUGUUUUUGGUUAUUUGGAACUGUUGUACUCAAAUAUUUGACAUCCAAAAUAUUUGGCAUUGCAGAUGACGCUCAUAUUGGCAACUUAUUAACAUCAAAAUUCUUCAGUUAUAAGGAUUUUGAUACUUUAUUAUAUACUUGUGCAGCGGAGUUUGACUUUAUGGAAAAGGAGACUCCAGUGAGAUAUACAAAGACAUUGUUGCUUCCAGUUGUUCUUGUAGUGUUUAUUGCAAUUGUUAGAAAGAUUAUUAGUGAUAUGUGGGGUGUCUUAGCUAAACAACAGACACAUAUAAGAAAACACCAGUUCGAUCAUGGAGAGCUGGUUUAUCAUGCAUUGCAGCUGUUAGCGUAUACAGUCCUUGGUAUUUUAAUUAUGAGACUAAAACUCUUCUUGACACCACACAUGUGUGUUAUGGCUUCCUUGAUCUGCUCAAGACAGCUAUUUGGAUGGCUCUUUUGCAAAGUACAUCCUGGUGCUGUUGUUUUUGCUGUAUUAGCAGCAAUGUCAAUACAAGGUUCAGCAAAUCUACAAACCCAGUGGAAUAUUGUAGGGGAGUUCAGCAAUUUGCCACAAGAAGAACUUAUAGAAUGGAUCAAAUACAGUACUAAACCAGAUGCAGUGUUUGCGGGUGCCAUGCCCACGAUGGCAAGUGUUAAGCUCUCUGCACUUCGGCCCAUAGUGAAUCAUCCGCAUUAUGAAGAUGCAGGCUUGAGAGCCAGAACAAAAAUAGUAUACUCAAUGUAUAGUCGAAAAGCAGCUGAAGAAGUGAAGCAAGAAUUGGUAAAGUUAAAAGUGAAUUAUUACAUUCUAGAAGAGUCAUGGUGUAUAAGAAGAUCCAAGCCUGGUUGCAGUAUGCCUGAAAUUUGGGAUGUGGAAGAUCCUGCUAAUGCUGGGAAAACUCCCUUAUGUAACCUCCUGGUGAAGGAGUCCAAGCCUCACUUCACUACUGUAUUCCAGAACAGUGUUUACAAAGUCCUAGAAGUUGUGAAAGAAUGACUGCUACAUGCACUGCUGCCUACGGAGAACUACAUCAGUAAUUGUUUUAAUGUUUUGCUAAUAAGUCAUGUGUUGUUUUUAAUUCAAAUCCCCAAAACUUUUGUGGGAACUGUUUUCAAAUAGCAGAUGUUUUAUUUGGUCAAUUUGAAUGUUAUUCUAAUUGUAAAAAUGACUUAUACUUUUAUCAUUUGGUUACUGUUUCAGUGCACCCCCUUAAGAUUUGCUAUGCAAAUGAGUGUAUGCUUGUACUUGACUUGAAUAUUUGUGCUAAAGUGGGCAAAGCUACCUGUAUGAAAAAAUAUGAUGGGUCGUGACAAGGAUGAUAUGAAAAUAUAGGUCAGUUCUGAACUAUGUAGGGGCUGAUUUUAUAGUUUAGAGACUAUUAAUGCCCCUUGGUUCUUUUUUUCUGCCUCUUGCUCUCGUCUUUUGGACAUUUCAGUGAUUAUUGUGAAAUCUUCAGUUAUGUCAGCCUCUGUCAUCAACUCGAGUUAUAGUAGAUGGGGCAGACAUGGGUAUUUGCUAUGUGGAAUUAUCUGUUUAUUUCACUUCUUGUGUUCUUUUUGUUCUCUGUCACUCUUGUUAAUGAAGACUUUCCUGGCCUUUAUUAAUCCAAACUCUUGGACCCAGUGGUUAGGGCCAAAUUCCUUUACUGUCCGACCAUGCGGCAUUAUGACGUCUUUCUUUCUUUCCCCCACCUCUCUCCUUCCCUUGCAUUGUUUGUCAGAUAAGUGCUGUUUACUCAUUUAGUUGCUUAUCAAGUACUUAUUCUUGGUUUAAAAAAAAAUUUAAUGGUAACUGUGUAUUUUUCUCAUUUUUAGCAUUAUUCAAAUGCUUAUAUUUUAAUACCUUUAAAGUACUUUAAAAAUUUUUCAUGUUUAACUGUAGUUUGAAGAAAACUAUUUUGAACAAGCUCAAAUAUAAUGCAUCUAGAAACUAAUGUACAUUUGAGCAAACAUAAUUUAUAGUGGAACAGUAGACUGUAGUAUAUGGUAAUUUUCCUUUUACUAUUAAGAUACAAUAAACCAUGACUAAUUUUUCUGUCAAAAAAGUAAAUGAAUAGUGAUAAACAGAUGGAGCUUUUAUAUUUUAUUUUUAAGAUUGCCUGUCUUUAAUAAGACAAAGCCUUAAGCCUUAUGUUAUAAUUUUGGUUCUAAAAACUAUCAUUUCUGUACGGGGAAUGAGUAUAUUCAGUCUUCCUCUUUACUUUUUCCUUCCUAUUUAUUUUUAUUUUGAAAGAUUUCCAAACCUACUUUGAAUUUCUUAUAUGAAUCUUUGUUUUUCAGAGGUUAAUUUGCAUGAGAUGAGAUUCUUCAAAACGGUGAAUCCUCAUAGUUCUGAGAAAUGGUUUUAAGGUUUUAAAUACUAAGCAAACCGUGGCUAUGGCUAACUACACAUUUAAUUAUACAGAGUUCUCUUUAUUAACCACGGGCAGAUUAACCUCACUGUGGAUUGUCCUUGAGCCCUGAGUCCUCAGGGAUGGUUUCCGGUGCCCACUCCUGGGAGCCACUGAAGAGCUGUUUUCUUUCUGCCUUCUUACCGGCGGAGCCAAAGGACAUGCCUAAGUCUGGGGGAGCACUAGCUUGCUUAUAUCAGUCAGCUGCACAGAAAGCACAUCCCGCUGAGACUGUGCCCUCGGUGAGGGCGUCAUCCCCCACCCUGCCCCGGAGCCCAGAGCCAGCGUCUCCCAGGGAGUCUGCCUCCCUGGAGGCGGCCCAGGAGAUUGAGUCUGUCAGUGUUCUUCAGGUUCCUGGUCACUCUUUCUCAUUUGCCGGUUGACUGUUUUAUUUCUUAGGCUUUUGACAGUUUUAAAAAAUAGGGAAGCAGCGGGGGAUUUGUGGAUUAGGAGUAACAAUUGAGCAGCGAUGCAGUAAUCCAGAAAAGUGGGAAGAGGGCACUUGAGGCUGAGAAGCGUGAACGCGGACGUGGGCGGGAAGAGGGAGGUGUGCUCUGCCUUCUCUGAAGUCUGACUGAUUCUGUACAUCCAGCAGUUAUAGUCUUUUUAAAUCAUACUUUUAAAGUUAUUCUCUAUUUUUCUCACUCUCCAAUAAUUCCCUUUCAAGUAAGUUCUCAUGUAAUGAUUGGAAAGUCUGUACAGGAAAAACAUUAAAAUACUGUUAAAACUGUUUCAUACGCUGGGAAACAUUCAAAGUAGUCUGAAUUAGCCUUUUGCAGAAGAAUCGUUUUGUAACAGUAUUUGUUAAUGUAACUCCACCAGCAAGCUAUGAUUAUAUUUUAGGCGAGUCAGUUUAGAACAGAGGCCUUGAGGGUACACUGCACACUCUGCUUUGACCACAGUAGCAGCCGGUGCUGUAGAGCAUAAAUAUCACUUAUGGCCACGUAGAGUAAUAGUAGGUUCCAUAUACAUGACAAAACAGUAUUAAAGCUCAGUAUUUUACAUAUUUUUAGCAUUCAAAAAUAUUUUUGCUUUAGUGUGAGGAAAGUAAGGAGGGACAAGGAGGUGAUAGAAGUAGCUAUUGCUGUGACAUUUUAAAAAAGCAAAAAACUGGGCAGUAUUUCUAUAAAAAGAUAAGCCUCUAAAAAUGCUUGACAGAAAAAAUAUAGAGUUAAAAUAAGCCAGUGAUAUUAAAGAGAAAAUGAAAGGAUGUAUCAGGAAUAAAGUGAUAUUGCAUAGAAGUAUUGUAUUUUUAUGAAUUUUAUGCCAGUUGUUUACAUGUACUAUAUAUGUUAAAUAAAAAAGAUCAUGAAAAAUG
Molecule: messenger RNA, 4805 nt
Organism: Propithecus coquereli (Coquerel's sifaka)
Lineage: Eukaryota; Metazoa; Chordata; Mammalia; Primates; Indriidae
Gene: DPY19L1
Product: dpy-19-like 1 (C. elegans)
Exons: 20
Coding region: 46-2094 (682 amino acids)
Cellular component (GO): nuclear inner membrane
Molecular function (GO): mannosyltransferase activity
Source: RefSeq, a predicted model, not a curated record